GUGAUUUCGACGGUUUAUGCUGUACCAUGACCUGGGAACAUCUGGAACGUGGAAGCUCCCCCGUGGACUGGUGCGAAGGAAAUUAUCUCGUUUCACCAGACAUUGCAGAAUUCGUCAAUACGAUAAGUAACAUUCUGUUUCUGCUCGGACCGCCGUUCCUCAUCUACCUGUUUAAAGAUUACGGUAGAUUCAUACAACCUGCCAUCCAUCUGAUAUGGGUGCUGUUGAUAGUGGUCGGGUUGUCGUCUGCUUAUUUCCACGCCACGCUCAGCCUGCUCGGCCAGUUGCUGGAUGAGUUGACCAUACUGUGGGUAUUUAUGGCCACGUUGAGCCUCUUCUGUCCGCGACGUCAUUUCCCGCGGAUAUUCAAACGAUCGAGGAAACGUUUCUGCUUGUCUAUGACCAUAUUUUCGAUUGCAGCAACGGCUCUCUCAUUUUGCCAUCCCGCCAUAAAUGCGUUUGCGCUCAUGUUUCUGGCCAUACCGGCAACUUACCUGCUGUAUAAGGAGUUGAAAAUCGUGCAAGAUGAACGUGUCUAUCGACUCGGGGUGCGUAACACAACUAUCCUGAUAAUGGCCAUCGUUUGCUGGAUUAACGAUCGCAUGUUUUGCGAUACAUGGUCGUCGAUGAACUUUCCAUAUCUCCACGGCUUCUGGCACAUUCUCAUCUUCAUAUCCGCUUACCCAGCCUGUGUGCUGUUUGCUUAUUUUUUCGUCAACGACGAGCGCCCAGAAAGCCGACCCGUGCUCAAGUACUGGCCACGAAACGACUUUGAGCUCGGUAUACCGUACGUGUCGAUUAAUUGUGAUAAAAAGUUCGAUGAUGCUAUUUAAGAGGCAGCGUGGACUGUCCCUAAUAAUCGAUCAGUUUCUCUCUGCAUGCCAAAAAGUACGCUUCAUUACCUUGACGUAGCAAAUGAUUACCCAUCAUCGAUACGAAAGCAGAACGAUGAAUCUCGAAAAUGUACCAAAAAGGAAACAACGACGCUUUACGCUAUAUCUAACGUCUGGGCAAUGAAAAAGGUUAGAAGGAUUUGAACAUUUUCUUUAGCAAGGAUUUGAACACGUGAUUUGAUCUAACCAGCAGCAAUACAGACUUGAUUAACAUGUAUAUAAAAUCAAUACCGCUAGGGUAUGCAGUUCAACCAGGAGUGAUACUAGAAAUAUUAUUUUAUGUGUUGCAAUAGAUCACCGAAUGAUAGAGAGGCUGGUGAGCGUUGGUGAUAGGCAGAUUCAAAUAUUCAUUAUGCAAAACUUCUGCCUAUUGGUUUUAAAGAGUUUUAAUAAA
Molecule: messenger RNA, 1287 nt
Organism: Anopheles nili
Lineage: Eukaryota; Metazoa; Arthropoda; Insecta; Diptera; Culicidae
Gene: bwa
Product: alkaline ceramidase
Exons: 4
Coding region: 27-833 (268 amino acids)
Biological process (GO): ceramide metabolic process
Cellular component (GO): membrane
Molecular function (GO): hydrolase activity, acting on carbon-nitrogen (but not peptide) bonds, in linear amides
Source: RefSeq, a predicted model, not a curated record